Cucurbita pepo subsp. pepo (vegetable marrow) is the source of this 988-nucleotide messenger RNA. RefSeq lists its product as uncharacterized. The record is from RefSeq and is a predicted model, not a curated record. NCBI's taxonomy places the organism in Eukaryota, Viridiplantae, Streptophyta, Magnoliopsida, Cucurbitales, Cucurbitaceae.
CAUUGAACUCGGGUUGCGUGCGAUCCGUUCACCACUCUUUGAACACUGUGGUUCAGUGAGCAAAAAUCAAAAUACCCUCUCGGCUUAAACCAGAGGUAAAGCAAAAUUCCUUCUCCAAAUUUCCCUGCAACUCCUAAAGCCUCCUUCUUCUUUCUACAUCGUCGACGCUAGAUUUCCCUUCGCAUUCAGAAUGCCUAUCAACAGUGAAUCUACGCCGCCUCCGUUGAUCGGAAAAAUUGGACCCUACACCGUGUUCAUGACCCCGCCGGCGACGCCUUCCCCGGCCUCUCAGCCUCCACCGGUGUUUGAAUCUCCUAAGAAGGUCAUUCAGCCGCCUCCCGUUCAGCCUCCGCCUCAGCAGUACGAUAAGUCUGUGCCGAAUGGGAAUGCUUCUGUCGCUGGAUUCUUCAGAAACGCCGUCUCUAAAGUGCAGAAUGCACAUUCAAGCUUGGAUGAUCAUUUGGCUCGCUGGUUGGGGUUAAAUCAAUCCAAGUAUCAGUGGGCACUCGAUGACUAUUAUGAGAGCAAGGGAUUGGAAACUGGAGACAUUAAAGCAAAGGAACAGUUGAGCAAGGCCCAGAGCGUGUAACAGGAACUCCCCAGCUUUGGACAGUAGAGAAACUAUAUACACCUUAGCUAUGCAAUGAGUGAAGUGGAUGUGGAUCUGAUUGUUUAUAAGAAUGCUGAUGAAGAACUGGGCAGCCAUCUUGGAAUGUGAUUCCGUCUAAAAAAUCGACACAAUUUGGUCGUAUCGUUGUCUCGUGUUUGAUCUCUCCUUUGUUCUUUUGAAGCUAAACCUUUGGCUUAUGUAUUUUGAAUUACUUUUUUUGGUUAUUUGUGUCCUUAUAAUGAAGGCAAUGUUUGGCUACAUCCAUCCAAGUUAUAGGCAAAUCCUCUUAAAGGGUUUUUAUUUUUUUAUUUGUUAUGAAUGUUGUAGUUUAUAGAAAUGAUGGAGUGCCAUAAGAACAUGGCGGUGGAAUUACCUUUU